ACAAGAAUAGGAUUACUACCGCAGAAUCCGACGCCCUUACCUCGUCCUCUUCUCACCACAUCGUCCCUCACCUAGUAGAUUCCACGACCUACGUCACUCCAUCACUCUUCUCCCGGCUGUUCUGGUCAGAAUCCUCAGCGUCGCGCUAGUGGUGGCCAUACAUCCAUCAUUGUUUGACACAUAUACGUUCUUAUCAUCCGCAGUAUACUCCUCCCUCCGCGGCUCCUCCUCCUCCUCCUCCUCGCUCUCUCGAGGCCCUACACUUGUUUCGUCCCUCUUUCCCUCUGUGCUCUCCGUCGUUACCAGGUAAUGAAGGAGCAGCAGACCCAGCAGCCGCAAAUGUCGCAGCAGCAGUCGCAGAUGUCGCAGCCGUCGCAGCAGCUGUCGCAGCAGCAGAUGCAGGAGCAGCUUCAGGCGGCGCUAGACCGCCUCCUAUUGGCCAACGACCCCGCGGCGGGUCAAUGGCUCGGCGCGUUUCAGCAGUCGCAGGAGGCCUGGCAGGUCACGCAUUCCAUCCUCGCUAGUGCCGCCUCGUUACUAGCAUCAUCCUCCUCUUCGCAACCGCCACAGGGAAUGUCGCCGUCUGCCAAUGCGUUGAUCUUAUUCGCCGCACAGACGCUACGGUCCAAGGUUCAGCUACAGCUGUCCGCUCUUGAUUCGUCAGCGCGAGCCGCACUGCUGUCUGCUCUGUUCUCCCUCUUCCAAUCGUUCUGCUGCGCCCCCAAUCAGCAUCAGGUUCUCCUUCAAAUCUGUGCGUCCAUCUCAGCGCUGCUCCUCCAAUCGCCAGGCACAGCUGCUGACCUGGAGGCCAGGCUGGCAGCUGCCAUGUCAGCAGCAGAGGGUGGAGGGGGAGGGGGGGGCGUGGGGGGGGUGUUGGGGGGGGUGGUGGAACUGUUGGGGGCGGUGGGGGAUGAGUGCACGGACGAGCAGCGGUGGUCCGUGGGGGUGGUGACCCUGCAGCGGAAGCAUGUCUUUUGCCUGGAGCUCCUCUCCCACAGUAAAUUCGUGGCCCUUCUUCUUCAGAGAGCCUCCUCAUUGUCACUCUCUGCACUGUCACAGUCGCAAACAACACCUGCAUCAGCAGCAUCAGGGCCAGUGGCAGCUGUGGACCCUUCUGCCGCACUCAGCCUCUUGCACAAGACGCUCCGGUGCCUCUUCGCAUGGGUGCGGAUAGGUUUCCUAACGGACCUACUAGCAGCUGACACGUGGCAGUCACAUGUGCUGCCAUUGGUGGAGCUGGCUGUUGACUCGCUCCAGGAGCCUUGUCUGUGUGAGGUGGCAGCAGAGGUGGUGGGCGAAAUGGCGAGCAGACACGAGCCCCUACUCCCCGCCAUCACCCCGCGUCUCCUCUCCUGCUUCUCUCAAGCCGCCGCCGCCCACCCCGACGCCUUCCCUCCCCUCGCCUCCGCUGCCUCUAACCCAUCCUCAUCAGCAGCUGGGGUCUCUGGAAGUGGGGGCAGCAGCAGCAGCGGGGUGGAUGAGGAGGAGAGGGAGCGGCUGGUGGCUGCCUUCGCUUCUGCCAUCGCAGAUGUUGGACUGGCGAGCCCGGCGCACGUGGUUCUCUCACCUCAACUCCGUGACCCUUUUGCUGCUGCCGCCCUGAGAUGCGCGUCUGUCCACUCGUCAGAUCACCGAAUCGCCAUUUCUCUUCUGCCUCUCUGGUCAGGCCUGAGUGAGUUCCUCUCUGCUCGCGUCAACUCAUCGUCAUCAUCAACAACACCACCCUUAACGCCACAAGAUGCAGCAGCAGUGCAGGCCAUUCUCCUCGCUGCACUGCCUGUGUGCCUGUCACAUGCCAAGCUCAGCACGGUCGUGCCAGGCGGGGCGAUGGGAGACGAGGGGGACGAGGAGGAGCAGGCGGAGGCAGAGGCAGCAGCAGAGGACUACCGGGAGCAGCUGGAGGAGUCGCUGGUGGACGUGAUGCGGGCCGUGGGGGCUGGCAACUACCUCUCCACUGUGGCACCGCUGCUGCUCUCCUCCGCGCUCCCCAACCCCCAACAACUGCUCGCCGACAUGCCAGCAGUGGAGCUGCAGCUGUUCGCCUCCCAGGCUGCUGGCCAGGUGGCGGAUUCUGAUAGGCCAGAGGACGUGGCAUGGGCGUGCCAGGUACUGUCAGCAGUGGCAUACAUCGCCUCAGGUGUUGCUGAGUCCGCCCAAUCGAGCAUUCCUCCCCGGCUACAGCCAUGGGUGCACCGUGCUAUAGCAGCCAAUGUGUUGGCGUACCUCUCCUUCCUCCCUCGGGUUCCUUCCAUCGUCCCUGCCUUGCUCCAAUCGUUGGCACACGGGCUGGUCCCGCCUACCUCUCAGGGAGCCAGCGCAGCAGGAGCAAGGCAGGCAGCCACUAGGAGCAGCAACAGCAGCAGAGCAAGUGAGCAGGCCACCUCUGCCUGCGCUGCUGCUCUCUGUGCGCUGUGUGAGGCCCACAACACCUCUGCAUCAACUGCUGCUGCUGCUGCCUCAGCGUCCUUGAAUGAGGGCUUGGUGGCUCAGCUGGUGGCUGUGGGCGAGAACCUGCACCUGUCGCGGCUGCAGCCGAAGCAGGAGGCAGAUGUCAUCACAGCAGUGGCUUCAGCCGUCUCCUCCCUGCCGCCCGCCCACCAGCUGCUGGCGCUGCAGCGGCUGCUGCACCCCGUGCUGGCAGCGCUGCAAGCACUGGAGCAACAACCGUCCAGCAGAAGCCUCUGUGAAGCGGCUGCAUGCUCCUUCACCCGGCUGGCCCUUCUCUUGGAGCACAUCCGCUUACCAUCACCUGAGACUCAGAGGCUCGACUCCCAACUACUGCAGUGCCUACAGCAGCUGCCACCCUCGCUACAGUCACCAGAACUGCAACAGCAAGCAGGGGCGCAACCAGGGGCGCAACCAGGGGCUGACAGGACUCGGGGCGGGGAGGGCAGUGGAGCGAUCCAGGCGUUCCUGCUGGCUGCCUGCUGGCCGCACCUGCAAUUCCUCCUCUCCCUCCCGUCCUCCUCCUCCUCUUCCGCAUCUGCUCCCUCGCUUGAUCGGGACGCUCUCACCACUGCAGUGGCUGCUGCUGCGCGCUGCCUCUCUCCGCUGGCCACGCUCUCAGGUCCAGCCUUCCUGCCCUACACCAACCCCGCCCUCUCCUCUCUCCAGACAGCUUUCUCUACUGCCGGUCCACCACCCUCCCCCCUCUCCCUCUCCGCCUGUCCCUCUAUCCUGCGAGCCGCUGAGUCCCUCCUUUCCUUACAAGCACACGCCACCGCGGACCACCUCCAGGUCAGCGCGGAUCAGCUCCAGCUCAGCGCGUCCCUCGCCACGUCUGCACUGGUGUCCUUCGUAUCUGCCCCUGCCUGCACCGCUCUCAAGUCCCCCAAGGGCGCGGAGCAGCAUCCUGACAUCACAGAGGCGCUGCUGCACUUUGCCUCGUCUCUGCUCUCCCUCGUGCCUCCUUCGCACCUGGCGUCUGAUUCCUCGUCGCCCGUUCUCCCACCCCUGGCGCACCUCUUGGAGGUGGCAGCAAGGGGAUGCACUGCUGCGCACAGGGGAGUCUCGUCCUCCUCUUUCUCCUUCAUCUCAGCCCUCAUGACAGCAGCCACGCAGCAGGCAUCAUCACCCUCAUUACAGUCACAGCCACAGUCACAGUCGCAGCAGGUUGCCCCCUUGGUGCAGCUCUGCACGGCACACGGCCCUCUGCUCUCCCACGCACUCGUCGCUGCCCUACUGGGGCCAAACGCGGUGUCCCGGGUGCAAAAGUGCGUGACUCUGCUGCAGCAGCUGUUUCACGUGUGCUGCUGCGCGGCACAGGGAGCCACACCUGGAGCAACAGCAGCACAGGCAGCAGCGCAGGCAGCACUUGCACCGAUGCACCAAUGGCUUGUGGCAGCGCUAUCCUCCCUCCCUCCCGGCUUCCUGAAAGCGGGAGAGGCAGAGGCGAUCCUCCCAGCUUGGCUCACACAGCUUGCAUCUGCUCCACCGGCUCUCACGCCCUCGGCCAAUGAAGGCGAGCGAGGCAACACCCGCAUGUUGAGACGACUGCUGAGGAGCUUUGCGGAUUCGCACAGGCAUACAGCUGUUGGUGCGUGAAUGUGUUACGGGAAGCAUCGGAGCUUAUGAGUUAUAUGUAUUGUGCUUGCUGCGGAAUGCAAUAUUCCAAACGUAACUCUUGCAAUUGAGGCAGCAUGCGAUAUAUUAUUCAUGUCAGAGUUAAUGGGCAACGCUCCAAGCAUGGGGGGUUUGAGCAGGCAGCAAUGAAGGAAAUUGCAUCCAGUACCUGCAGGUGACUGAUGGUAAGAAUAUGCUGGUGAAAAACAGCUGGUGGCGGACAUGCCAUUUUGAAGCCUGAAAUCAUGGAUGGUUGGAGCUAGUAGAUGUUACGC
Closterium sp. NIES-67 is the source of this 4337-nucleotide messenger RNA. The record is from the annotation of a GenBank genome assembly. Lineage: Eukaryota; Viridiplantae; Streptophyta; Zygnematophyceae; Desmidiales; Closteriaceae.